UGACAGUUUUUUGUUUAUUUUCAAUCUCAACACAUGUGCUGACGGUUUCUGUGGACAGUGAAUUCAAUUUAGUGAGGUAAAAUUAAAUUUGCCGGAAUAUAUACCGAAUACCGAAAGAUACAGCAAUGAACGUCGAUCCACUGCCGGAGCGGUUUGCACCGAGCAAUAUCGAUCUGAAGCGCAAGGAGGUGUCGCAUAUUUCUGCCUGGAGGGACAAGGAGGAAUUCCAGCAUGUCUAUGAACUCAUCUUCGCCCAAAAAUCCGAUACUACCGCGAAGGAAUCGGCCCUUCAGACGCUCAAAAUGUGGAAAAUCAGACAGAGUAGACACACCCCGGUUAGCGUGCUUUGCACGAUAGCAAUUCUCGAGGGACAGAAUUAUGACGCCCGUUGCAAGCAGGACGGACGGGAUAAUGUCGUUGAGGUGAAGAGUGUUUACUCGGGGGCAUUCACGCGGUUCAUAAACCAUUUGACGGAAUAUCACCAGCAAACUGGCGCUGGCCGACGGGGAACGAUGGCCACCAAGGUGAAGGAGAUAGGAAUCGAGGGUUUCUUGGUGGAGUUGCGACAUCUGUGUGCUCACAGUUCCGUGUCGAUAUCGAUUGAUGUGUUUCGAAGGUCUGCCGAGUACUGUAUGAACUGGCUGGAGACGUGCUACUGGAAACGGGAACUGCAGCAGAUUCAGAAUUGUGAUGUUAGACAUAUCAAACAGGCGGUUCUGGGGGAUAAGUUCCAGGAUGAUUUGGACUAUAUUGUAAGGAUUUAUGACAUUGCAACGAAGGCGAUUCAUAAGGGAGCAAGCUCGUUGAGUGGUGCUGAACAACAUUUGACCCCGCCCCAGUUCAAACUCCUGCAGGAGCAUGCCAAGGCAAACCGCGUUGAUCAGCUGAAUUCUAUUGUUUUUGACAUUGUCCGCUUCAUUGCGGAAAGCAUGCAGCUGCCGAGGUGCUUCGAGACCACUCUGGGUGUUUGCGGGGCUUUGCUGAACUGUCACUAUAUGCUCGAAGCACCAGCGAAAGGCUCCACCCAAGGGUUACCUCACAUUCAUCAGCGUCUGUUUCAAAUGUUGGUUGUCAAAGGAUACAUGCAAACCUAUUUGGAGAAGUUGAUUGCAAUUUGCGAGGAUGAUCAGGAACGUCACGAGAGGCGACUCGGGGCGAAAUUUUGGGCUAUUGCAAUUACACGCGCUUAUCGAUUGUUGAAGAGGUUCAAAAAGGCACUGAAGGAUAUGCCGGAGAAGUUGCAUCAGUUCAAUCGAAAGGAACACACGAGGAAGAUGUCAAAAACUGUGAAAGCGAUUUAUCAAAAUAAGCUGCGAUUGGAUUUGAAGAACACAAUUGUAAUCGGAAUGUCGGUCAACUGCCCUUGGCAUUUAAAGCUUUCCAGAAACUAUCUUGUGGAGCGAAUUUUGAACGUGAAUGGGUACACGAAGGAGAUUCUCCCCAAUCUUCUUGCUCUAGCGGAUCCUUCUCUUAAUCUGAAUCAACGCGAACUCAUCGAGGGUGCAGUCGAAACAUUCACUAUGAAUUUUCUGUCAGUGGUCGAGGAUGAGGAAAUGUUGCAGGAGGAUCCUGCGGUUAGUGGGAGAACCUCAACUCCGAAGCGAGGCGCUAAUGCUCGGAAACAAGAAUCGUACAAAGUGUUCACACUGGAAGAUGCGUUGAACGCGUCUGCCGGAGAGAAAGAGAACGCGGGAACGAAAUCGGCAAAUAGUGAAAAGGUGAAACAAUUUGGAAUUUGGUCUGAGGUGCAGCGCGAUGAAGCGGAUUGGGCAACGUGUCCUCUGGGGAAAAUUUUAUGGGACUAAUAAAUAGUAGAUUUCUCA
This is a messenger RNA of Toxorhynchites rutilus septentrionalis, 1823 nucleotides long. RefSeq lists its product as uncharacterized. Gene Ontology annotation, biological process: maturation of 5.8S rRNA; maturation of LSU-rRNA. The record is from RefSeq and is a predicted model, not a curated record. The transcript has 3 exons. Gene Ontology annotation, cellular component: preribosome, large subunit precursor; Las1 complex. Bases 126 to 1805 code for a protein of 559 amino acids. NCBI's taxonomy places the organism in Eukaryota, Metazoa, Arthropoda, Insecta, Diptera, Culicidae. Gene Ontology annotation, molecular function: endonuclease activity.